Molecule: messenger RNA, 1398 nt
Organism: Fusarium fujikuroi IMI 58289
Lineage: Eukaryota; Fungi; Ascomycota; Sordariomycetes; Hypocreales; Nectriaceae
Product: related to neutral amino acid permease
Exons: 5
Coding region: 1-1398 (465 amino acids)
Biological process (GO): amino acid transmembrane transport
Cellular component (GO): vacuolar membrane
Molecular function (GO): amino acid transmembrane transporter activity
Source: RefSeq, a predicted model, not a curated record
AUGCUUGGCACCGAAAAGGUUGAUGACCAGGAGGGUCAAGUGUUUGCUGGUGAAGUUCAUGAUGACCCUGGUCAUGCUCAUGAUGCUGUUUUCGGAAGACUCACAAAUGACGGGCCAAAUUACCGCAAUGUCGGUUGGGUGGGCACCGCAGGUCUGAUGAUGAAAACGCAGCUUGGCCUUGGAAUCUUGUCCAUCCCAUCUGUCUUCGACACGCUGGGAAUGAUACCCGGCCUCAUCUGUCUUUGCGCUAUCGCUGCAAUUACGACAUGGUCAGAUUAUAUAGUCGGCACUUUCAAGCUUCGCCAUCGUGAAGUCUAUGGUAUUGAUGAUGCAGGUGGCUUGAUGUUUGGUCGUGCUGGGCAGGAAAUCUUUGGUUUUGCUUUUGGCCUUUACUGGACGUUUGUCUGCGGGUCAGCGAUGCUAAGCGUGUCGAUUGGAUUCAAUGCCGUUUCUGAUCACGGAACUUGUACUGCCGUCUUUGUCGCCGUUGCAGCUAUCACUGGUUUCAUCUUCGCCAGCAUCCGAACCCUCGGGAAGCUAAGUUGGCUCGCUUGGCUGGGAUUGAUCUGUGUCAUCUCUUCAGUCAUCAUCCUAACAAUUGCCGUGGGUAUACAAGAUCGACCUGCAGCUGCACCCAAAGACGCAGUUUGGGUAUCAGACUACGAGCUCUUCAAGAAGCCAAGCUUCACCAACGCCAUGUCCGCUAUCUGUGCAUUGAUCUUCGCCUAUGCAGGUACCCCAGCUUUUUUCAGCAUUGCCGCAGAAAUGAGGGAUCCUAGACACUAUACGAGAUCUCUGAUCCUGUGCCAGACGGUCAUUAGUGCCUGCUAUAUCGCGAUCGGUUGUGUAGUGUACUAUUUCUGUGGCUCGUAUGUUGCUUCACCAGCGCUUGGAUCUGCAGGUGUCUUGAUCAAGAGAGUCAGCUAUGGAAUUGCACUUCCUGGACUAAUAGUCACUACUAUGUUGACUUGCCAUCUGGCGAGUAAACAUGUCUUCGUUCGUGUUUUACGAGGCUCCAAGCAUCUCGCGGCCAAUACCUUCACCCAUUGGGUAUCUUGGAUAGGGUGUACUUUUGGCAUCACAGUUGUCGCCUAUGUGAUAGCCAGCGGAAUCCCAAUCUUUGGUGGGCUAGUUUCGCUCAUCGGGGCAUUACUUGCAACGUCACUCUCAUUCCAGCCGAUGGGAUGUAUGUGGCUCUACGAUAACUGGAAGCGUGGUAAGCAAGAUCGAUCCAUAUCUUGGUCCAUUGGUGUGCUCUGGAGCGUUAUCAUCAUCGUCUUGGGGACAUUCCUGACGAUUGCUGGGACAUAUGCUUCCGUGGUUGACAUUAUAGCCUCAUACAGAGUGUCCGGAGGUUCAGCAGCCUGGUCGUGUGCUGACAACUCGGGCUCUUCGUAG